GUUUCUGCCUGCACCGCGCAUCCAACGAGGCAACCAAGAACGAGGUAAGAAUCGACUGGUUUUCGAUUCUUCUGUGCAGCGAAGCAAUGCCUGCGCCUCCUUCCUCGAUGUCCCUACUGAGCAGAUGCUGCUCGUCAUCGCCGACGCCGAAGCAGCAAACUGUGGACAGCAAGCGGCAGCCUAUCCGUGGAGCGCGGCUGCUGCUGACCCGGAGGGCGCAAGUCUUCUCCCUCCUCGCGGGCGCCGCGGUGGCUGUGGUGUCGCCGGCGGGUCGCGCCAGGGCGGUGGAGGAGGUCGAAGGCGCCGGCGGCGAGGGUGUGGUCGGGGCCAUCAAGUCGCUGUUCGACCCAAACGAGGAGACCAAGGCGGGGAAGGUGCUCCCCAAGGCGUACCUGAAGGCGGCGAGGGAGGUGGUGCGGACGCUCCGGGAGUCGCUGGAGGAGAAGGACGCCGCCGGCGACUCGGCCAAGUUCCGGCGGGGCGCCGACUCCGCCAAGGUGUCCAUCAGGGAGUUCCUCGGCGGCUGGAGAGGCCAGCAGUCCGUCGCCAAAGAGGAGUCGUAUGUUGCGCUGGAGAAGGCCAUCAGAUCACUGGCGGAGUUCUACUCCAAGGCAGGACCCUUCGCCUCACUUCCGGGAGAUGUCAAAAACAAGAUCCUUGACGACCUCAACGCCGCCGAGGCCUACCUCUAGAUCUUCUUGCUUAACUUGGCUGCAUUGUAUCCGCACCCCUGAACGGCAAGAUGAACAAAUAUUGUAUCCCAGCUCUACUCUUUGGCCUGCCAAGUUUCCUUGGUGCCGUAGCAUCGUCACAAUCUUGGUAUUUUCCAAGUUAUACUACUAUCACCAUUGUA
Messenger RNA from Lolium rigidum, 853 nucleotides. RefSeq names its product photosystem II D1 precursor processing protein PSB27-H2, chloroplastic-like. NCBI's taxonomy places the organism in Eukaryota, Viridiplantae, Streptophyta, Magnoliopsida, Poales, Poaceae. The record is from RefSeq and is a predicted model, not a curated record. The transcript has 3 exons. Gene Ontology annotation, biological process: photosystem II assembly; photosystem II repair. Gene Ontology annotation, cellular component: chloroplast thylakoid lumen; photosystem II. Bases 87 to 692 code for a protein of 201 amino acids.